CUUAUCGCUCUCCCUCCAAAACUUUGGAAACUCUCACAUACUCGUGUAGGGUUAGGGUUUUGCUUGCUCUCUCUGCUCCUAGGGUUUCCAAAUACGUUCAAAAUCGUGAGAAAAAAGUGAGAGAUUCUGCAGGAAUGGCGAGGUACAGAAGCGGGAGCAGAAGCCACAGCCCUCGCCGGAGGAGCCGAACCCCCCCGCGCGGCCGCAAGCGGUACGACGACGAGCCUCGCGAUCGAUACCGCGAAGGCAGGUCGUACAAAGACCGUCGCUCCCCUGCUCCUUCUGGCUUGCUCGUCCGCAAUCUUCCCCUUGACGCUAGGCCAGAAGAUCUAAGGAACCCAUUCGAGCGGUUUGGCCCUGUGAAGGAUGUGUAUCUACCGAAGAACUACUAUACUGGGGAGCCACGAGGCUUUGGAUUUGUCAAGUACCGUUAUGGUGAAGAUGCUGCUGAAGCAAAACAGCAACUGAACCAUACAAUUAUUGGUGGACGUGAGAUUAGAAUUGUGUUUGCUGAGGAGAACAGAAAAACACCUCAAGAAAUGCGUACGACUUCCCGCGGAAGUAGCCGGCAUGGAGGAAGCAAUAGAAGGAGAACUCCACCAAGGUCCCCUCGACGCCGAUACCGCUCUUACUCAAGGUCACCUACACCAGCUAGGCAUGACUCAAGGGACCGUGUGGCUCGGGAUGAUUAUCUUUCUCCAGUGCGAUCUAGGUCAAUUUCACGAUCUCCUUCUCCACGUGAUGAGAGGGACUACAGAAGGUCCUUGAGUCCAAGGGAAAACGGUCGGAGUCCCCAUGAUGAGAGGAAUUAUGCACCAAACAGGUCACUGAGUCCGAGGGGUAAUGAUCGCAGUCCUUUGAGAUCUCGGUCACGAUCCUACAGUCCUCGCUGAUGGUUGUCCUAUGAUGCUCUUUGCUGGUUCAGAGCGCACUUUGAGCAUUAAUUUGGCUGGAUGAAAACUGUGUAAUAUUUUGAGAGGGAAUGAACAGUGUCAGACUUAUGUUAUGGUUGUGUUUUGUCGGAUUUAGUCCUUUUUGUUAAUUAAGUGUUGCUUUUGACUUUUGGAGGAGCAUCAAAACGUUUAUAUGGUUGGUUUGGUUCUUGAACAUCAUUCCCGGCCUUGGGGUACAAAGUAAAGUCCUGCUUGACCAAGCCACCAUUAGCAACUGUGGGAAUAGAUCAAUUGGUGUACAAAAUGCAAACUGUAGUUUUUUGUUUUCAGUUAUUUUGGCAUAAUGUGUUUGUAAACUACAUACAAUUUAUCUCCUAUAUAAGUGGUGAUUGGUUCUA
This is a messenger RNA of Corylus avellana, 1291 nucleotides long. It is a transcript of the gene SCL28, whose product is annotated as SC35-like splicing factor 28. Gene Ontology annotation, molecular function: RNA binding; DNA binding. Gene Ontology annotation, biological process: spermatogenesis; sperm DNA condensation. NCBI's taxonomy places the organism in Eukaryota, Viridiplantae, Streptophyta, Magnoliopsida, Fagales, Betulaceae. The record is from RefSeq and is a predicted model, not a curated record. Gene Ontology annotation, cellular component: nucleosome; nucleus.